GUGCGCUGCGGGCCCGCCCCCUGGCCGCGUGGCUGCGCGUCCUGGAUGUUGCCGAUAAAGUUGUUUGACGCCGGCCCGUCGGCGGGUCACGUGAGCGGAAAAUGGCGGCCCCGGCAGGCGGCGGAGGCUCCGCCGUGUCGGUGCUGGCCCCGAACGGACGGCGCCACACGGUGAAGGUGACGCCGAGCACUGUGCUGCUUCAGGUUCUGGAGGACACGUGCCGGCAGCAGGACUUCAACCCCUGUGAAUAUGAUCUGAAGUUUCAGAGGAGCGUGCUCGACCUUUCUCUCCAGUGGAGAUUUGCCAAGCUGCCCAACAAUGCCAAGCUGGAGAUGGUGCCCACUUCCCGGAGCCGUGAGGGGCCUGAGAACAUGGUUCGCAUCGCUUUGCAGCUGGACGAUGGCUCGAGGUUGCAGAACUCUUUCUGUUCAGGCCAGACCCUCUGGGAGCUUCUCAGCCAUUUUGCACAGACCAGGGAGUGCCUGCAGCACCCCAGCGGGGCUACCCCAGUCUGCGUGUACACGAGGGAUGAGGUGACGGGUGAAGCUGCCCUGCGGGGCACGACGCUGCAGUCGCUGGGCCUGACCAGGGGUAGCGCCACCAUCAGGUUUGUCAUGAAGCGCUGCGACCCCGUGGGCAAGACCCCAGGAAGCCUGGGCUCGUCAGCGUCGGCUGGCCAGGCAGCCGCCAGUGCUCCACUUCCCUUGGAAUCUGGGGAGCUCAGCCACGGCGACUUGAGCCGUCGGGAGGACGCAGACACCUCAGGGCCCUGCUGCGAGCACACUCAGGAGAAGCAGAGCACAAGGGCACCCGCACCGGCUCCCUUCGUUCCUUUCUCGGGCGGGGGACAGAGACUGGGGGGCCCUCCUGGGCCCACGAGGCCUCUGACAUCAUCUUCAGCUAAGGUGCCGAAGUCCCUCUCCAGCCCUGGAGGCCCCUCGAAGCCAAAGAAGUCCAAGUCAGGCCAGGAUCCCCAGCAGGAGCGGGAGCCGGAGCCGGAGCAGGAGCCGGAGCCGCCCGUGGACCAGGAGCCCGUGGACUGGGAGCCGGUGGACCGGGAGCCGGUGGUGUGCCACCCCGACCUGGAGGAGCGGCUGCAGGCCUGGCCAGCAGAGCUGCCUGAUGAGUUCUUUGAGCUGACGGUGGACGACGUGAGAAGACGCUUGGCCCAGCUCAAGAGUGAGCGGAAGCGCCUGGAAGAAGCCCCCUUGGUGACCAAGGCCUUCAGGGAGGCGCAGAUAAAGGAGAAGCUGGAGCGCUACCCAAAGGUGGCUCUGAGGGUGCUGUUUCCUGACCGCUACGUCCUACAGGGCUUCUUCCGCCCCAGCGAGACAGUGGGGGACUUGCGAGACUUCGUGAGGCGCCACUUGGGGAACCCUGAGCUGUCGUUUUACCUGUUCAUCACCCCUCCAAAAACAGUUCUGGAUGACCACACGCGGACCCUCUUUCAGGCGAACCUCUUCCCGGCUGCUCUGGUGCACUUCGGAGCCGAGGAGCCGGCAGGUGUCUACCUGGAGCCUGGUCUGCUGGAGCAUGCCAUCUCCCCAUCUGCAGCCGACGUGCUGGUGGCCAGGUGUAUGUCCAGGGCCGCCGGGUCCCCUUCCCCAUUGCCAGCCCCUGACCCUGCACCUGAGUCUGAGCCAGCUGCUGAGGAAGGGGCGCUGGUCCCCCCUGAGCCCAUCCCAGGGACGGCCCAGCCCGUGAAGAGGAGCCUGGGCAAGGUGCCCAAGUGGCUGAAGCUGCCGGCCAGCAAGAGGUGAGAGCCGCCAGCCCGAGGUGCCCACUCUGCCAGCCACAGGACCACCUCCCCUGCCAGCAGGAAUAAAGACGUGUGCGUCCCUCAA
This is a messenger RNA of Nomascus leucogenys (northern white-cheeked gibbon), 1844 nucleotides long. RefSeq names its product ASPSCR1 tether for SLC2A4, UBX domain containing. The record is from RefSeq and is a predicted model, not a curated record. NCBI's taxonomy places the organism in Eukaryota, Metazoa, Chordata, Mammalia, Primates, Hylobatidae. Gene Ontology annotation, molecular function: protein binding.